CGUUAUCUCCUUCUCUCGGAUUUAGCCCUAACCUAUACGGCUGCUACACCCAGAUUUCCUCAUCCUUAACAAGGAAGAAGCAAAACCCUAACUUUAUCUCUUAUACCAAUCGAGUUUCUCUUCUUCUAUCUCUCGCUCGUUUCCGUUUCUAACCUCUUGUGGAUUUCAUGAUUUCCCAUCUCGAACCCUAAUUUUUUCAAUCCACCGGGUUGCACUGUUCUUUCUUUUGGGCAAUCACUGAUUAAUGAUUUUCGAUCAAAGAUUUUGAUUUUGCCUAGAAAUCGAACCCAGAUUAACAUAUUUUUAUUUCUGUUUAUAUUUGUUUAUCCGUCGAGACUUCUAGGUGAAAUCGAGUUUGUCAGAAGAAAGCUUGUUGCUUUUAUCUCGAUCUUUGUUUCUUUUUUUCGUUGUUGAUUUUUUCUGAAUCGCGUUUGCUUGAGAGGAAGUAAGAUGGCUGGAGGUGGAAGCAAGAGAGACGAAGGAUCGAUUACGAUUCAGAGCACCAACUUGUUUGCAGCUUUGGACACUCGCAAGAAGAAGAAGAAGACGGACAAGUCAGGUAAGAGCAAAGGGUCCUCUAAGUCGUCUUCACGGCAAGAGCCUCAGAAGGAGCCUGAGCCACAGGUUUUCUGGGCACCUACGCCUUUGAAAGUUAAGUCUUGGGCUGAUAUCGAUGAUGACGAUGAUGAUGAUGACUAUUACGCAACCACUGCUCCUAUCCAGUCUGGCUGGAGCACUUCUGAAACUUCCCAUACUGAUGCAAAAGACACUCACAUUGAGGAAAGUGAGAGUGAGGAAGACAUUCUUGAUGAAGGCGAUGAUGAUGUGGACGAAGAGCACGAUCAGGAAACAGAGGUACAAGUUCAUCCAGAACCAGAGCCUGAGGUGAAGAAAGCUCCCGAAGUUCCUGCACCUCCUAAGGAGGCAGAGAGGCAACUUUCCAAGAAAGAGAGAAAGAAGAAGGAACUUGCCGAGCUAGAGGCUUUGUUAGCAGAUUUUGGAGUUGCCCCCAAAGAGAAUAAUGGCCAAGAGGACUCUCAAGAGCCUAAACAGGAGAAGAAAGAAGAUCUCAAUGGAGAGGGAGAGAAGAAAGAGAACGCAGCAGGUGGGGAGUCAAAGGCAUCAAAAAAGAAGAAAAAGAAGGAUAAACAAAAGGAGGUAAAAGAAUCUCAAGAACAAGCAGCAAACAGCAAAUCUGAUGCUGUAGACGAAGCUGCCGGGUCUGAACCGACUGAGGAAGAAUCUGCGAUGGAUGUCAAGGAAAGGCUAAAAAAGAUUGCAUCCAUGAGGAAGAAGAAAUCAAGCAAAGAGAUGGAUGCUGCAGCGAAAACUGUUGCUCAGGAGGCAGCUGCAAGACGUGCAAAGCUGGCUGCUGCAAAGAAGAAAGAGAAGAGCCACUAUAACCAACAGCCUGUGCGGUAAAUCCCCGAAUCAUUACCAUUUUGAUCUUGAUGGAAAUACGAAUAUGAGCAUGUAUUUCGCCGUAUUUUGUUCAUAUGAGUCCUCCCUGCUUUAAUAAAUCUUUUGAAGGUGUCUGGUUUUUAGAGUUAAAAGACAUUGAAUCCUUUUUUUCCUAGUCGUAUCACGAUGAACAGGCUAAAGACAAACUGGAAAGUUUCGUUUCUUUUUGAACACUUUUGUUUCUUUUGUUAAUCUCAGACCCUUUUUAGGUUUGAUGAUUUUGUGUUCUCUUCAAUUAUCUUCUUAUCUA
Messenger RNA from Eutrema salsugineum, 1711 nucleotides. Its product is annotated as peptidyl-prolyl cis-trans isomerase FKBP53. Lineage: Eukaryota; Viridiplantae; Streptophyta; Magnoliopsida; Brassicales; Brassicaceae. The record is from RefSeq and is a predicted model, not a curated record. The coding region runs from base 451 to 1422 and encodes 323 amino acids. The transcript has 3 exons.